Molecule: messenger RNA, 2457 nt
Organism: Closterium sp. Yama58-4
Lineage: Eukaryota; Viridiplantae; Streptophyta; Zygnematophyceae; Desmidiales; Closteriaceae
Source: the annotation of a GenBank genome assembly
AUGUUACUUAGAUACGGAGGUGUAACCGAGAAGAGUCUCGUUGCGCUGUUUGAAGGGUGUACGCGGCUGGAAGAUCUUUAUGUGUAUUGCUCGAAGAAUGCUGCCAUUCCUCCGUCGACUGACCGACUUGCUUUGCUACAGCACCUGGAUCUCGUAGCAAGCGUUAAGCGUCUUCCCGACACACUGACUUCGUUACAAUCACUCAAAACCCUCGUGCUGAACACUUACGAUCUUGAGGCUUUGCCGCUAGACUUCGGCAAUCUGGUUUCUUUGACGUCGCUGGAGCUGAACGAUUGCCGCUUGGCGUCACUUCCGGAAUCUUUCGGGCAGCUUACCGCUCUUAACCGCUUAUUCUUAAGUGACUGCUCGACGUUGCAGUUGCCGGCCUCUUUCACCGAGGUAUCUUCUCUCGCCGUUCUGGAGUUUCGAGAUUGCAGCAUUCGUCUUCCGUCGCCGGUCAAUUUCGGUCAACUGGGGGCACUCGAAACCGUUAUCUUGGUUAGAGUGAGCGGAAUGCGCGACUUGGUUGCUAAUCUGGAGCAUUUCCAGCAAUUGAAGACUCUUAUUAUCAAGGACUGCAGUGAUAUACCGAUUCUGCCCGCGUCUCUUCCCCGCCUGCCUGCACUCUCUGAACUCACCCUGGACAUUGGACAAAUCUCAUUGCUGCCCGAAGAUUUCGGGCAGCUGUCAACGCUUCGGACACUCGUGCUAAGUCUGGCAGAUGUCACAGCCUUACCCGAUUCCAUCGCCCUGGUUACUACGCUUCAAGAGCUUUCUCUCAAUCACCUUCGACGGCUGACAUAUCUGCCCCAGGAGUUCGGGCAGCUAAUUUCUUUGGAGAAGCUGUGUAUGAAAGGCCUUCAACAGCUCAGACAGCUGCCCGAGACAUUCGGGCAGUUGAUAGCUCUUCGGGAGCUGAAAGUUUUGCACUGUAGCCAGCUGCGGCAACUCCCGGACUCCCUGUCGCAGCUGUCUUCUCUAGAGCACCUGGAACUUAGCUACUGUCUGCGCCUCACGGUGCUGCCAGAUGACAUGGGGAACGGUCUGCACUCCUUGCGCCAACUGCUCUUACUCAACUGCACCGCUCUCACCCACCUCCCUCCAUCUUUUUCCGGCCUCACAUCUCUCGAAACCCUCGAAAUUCUACACGCGAAAGUCUUCAGGGGCACGCUGCUAGACGGCUUUGGCUCCUUGAAAAGCCUCAAGAAGCUGUCGAUUGAGGCUAUGCCGUGCCUAUCCGCCCUUCCUGCUUCUUUCUCGGGCGUUUCUUCCCUCACCAGUCUGGAAGUGGGAAAUUGCCCGAAAGUGACGGUCCUUCCAGAGGGGUUCGGACGGCUGAGGGCGCUCGAGGAGGUCAGGAUCUUUAGAAUGGACGGCCUGAUAUGCCUCCCCCCGUCGCUUCUUGACCUGCCCCGUCUGCGGGCAUUGGACGUGCGGGCGUGUGAUGGGUUAAGUGCGGUGCUAGGCGAUGAGGUGCUUAGACGUACUGCAAGGGGCGUUGUGACCAGCGUCAGCAGGCGGAGCAGCAGCCGCCCUUUGCUUCCUUCCAUUCAAAGCCUCAAGUUAAAGGAGCUUAAUGUUGAGUCUUUUGGCCCAUCCCUUGGUCGUCUAUCCUCUCUGACACAGCUGAAGCUUCUGGAAAUGGAUAGGCUUAAGUCUCUCCCUGAUUCCAUUUCUCAACUCUCGCAACUGCAAAGGCUCAAGGUUCACUCGGCUUCUAUUCUGAAAGCACUGCCCGAGACACUUGGAGGGCUGGCAGGGCUGCGUGUCUUGCAGCUGGUUUACCUCACGACUAUGCGGCAGUUGCCCGAGUCUCUCGGGCAGCUGAAAAUGCUCGAGACGCUGGAAAUUAUUGAUUGCUUCAAGUUGAUGCAGCUUCCGGAUUCGUUUGUGAAUCUGCCAAAGCUUCAAUCCUGCUCUCUUAUCAAGCUCGGAGUCUCAACCAUCCCGGAUGAUAUCUGGAAGCUUUCUUCCCUUCAGAAGCUGCUGUUGCUGGGUCUGAAGCAGUUGCGAAGCUUGCCGGAUUCGUUUACUCAGCUACCUAGGCUUGAGGAGUUAGAGUUGUGUGCGUGCAAGAAGCUGACUCAGCUGCCCUAUUCUCUUCGGAAAAUGCCGUCGUUGCGGGAGUGCCGCAUCAAUGAAUGCCCUUUGCUGGCCAGGCGAGACACAAGAGGAGUUUUUGUAAGGAGAGCAGAGGAGGGAGAGGAGGGGGGGAGGGAGGAAGGGGAUGCGGAAGAGGAUGAGGGGGAGGAGGGAGGCGAUGUGGCUGGUGAAAGGGAAGAGGCAGGCGGGGAGUCAUCAGAGGAAGAGGAGAGUGGCGGUGAGGAUGAGGAGAGUGGUGGGGAGGAUGACGAGAGUGGUGGUGAAGAUAGUGAUAUAGAGCAUGAGUAUGCGCUGGACAGUGAUUAUGAGAUGGGUGAUGGCGGAGGCUGGGGGGGGAGUGAUGACGAUGACUAG